Larimichthys crocea (large yellow croaker) is the source of this 2028-nucleotide messenger RNA. It is a transcript of the gene alp3, whose product is annotated as alkaline phosphatase 3. Gene Ontology annotation, biological process: dephosphorylation. The coding region runs from base 311 to 1744 and encodes 477 amino acids. Gene Ontology annotation, cellular component: plasma membrane. NCBI's taxonomy places the organism in Eukaryota, Metazoa, Chordata, Actinopteri, Sciaenidae. Gene Ontology annotation, molecular function: alkaline phosphatase activity. The transcript is spliced from 11 exons. The record is from RefSeq and is a predicted model, not a curated record.
AGCUCAGUGUGUGGUGACGCCACCAUCUUGCCAGUCCUGCCUCUGCCAGCUUCCGCCUAUUUCAAAAAUGGACAAAGAUGUUGAGCGUUGGUGAAGCUGAGCUGACUGAAUGAAGCCUAAAUGCUCAAACACACCUGUCAGUCAAAGCGUCCAUACUGUUAAUUCUGCAUAACUUUAAGCCAUUUCAACAGUCGAGGAGGAGAACCCAGAGUUCUGGAGGUCACAGGCCCAGAAGUCUUUGCAGUCAGUGUUGGACAGGAAGCUGAACACCAAUGUGGCCAAGAACAUCCUGUUUUUCCUCGGAGAUGGCAUGGGAAUCACAACUUACACAGCAGCUCGUAUCCUCAAGGGACAGCUGCAGAACCAGACAGGAGAGGAGACAGUGAUGACCAUGGACACCUUCCCUAGUGUGGGACUAGCUAAGACCUACAGUGUGGACUUCCAGAUUCCGGACAGUGCAGCGACAGCCACAGCGUAUCUGUGCGGAGUGAAAACCAACCUGAACGUCAUCGGCGUCAAUGCAGCGGCUCGCAACGGAAUCUGCAAGACUCAGAAGGGCAACGAGGUCACAUCCAUCCUAAAGUGGGCCAAAGAUGCUGGCAAGUCUGUCGGCAUUGUAACAACCACACGAGUGCAACAUGCCACCCCAGCUACCAGCUACGCCCACAGUGCAAGCAGGAAGUGGUACAGUGAUGCUGACUUGCCUGAGAGUGCCAAGAGGGAUGGCUGCACCGACAUCGCCUCCCAGCUCAUCAAAAACGUGGACAUAGAUGUGAUCAUUGGUGGAGGUAGAAAGUACAUGACUCCUCGGGGCACCAAGGAUCCAGAAUACCCCAGGGAUUACUCCUCCAGGGGCAAAAGAAAAGACGGACGCAACCUCAUCAAUGAGUGGACGAAGAUGAAAACUGGAAAGGUAGCCCGCUAUGUGUGGAAUAAAACUGAUUUUAAUGCUGUUGACCCUGAAACCACGGACUACCUCAUGGCUCUGUUUGAACCUGGUGAUCUACGCUUCGAGAUGGACAGGGACCCAAACAUGGACCCGUCCAUCGUCGAAACUACAGAGAAGGCCAUCCGCAUCCUCCAGAAAAACCCUAAGGGCUUCUUCCUGCUCGUGGAGGGUGGUCGUAUUGACCAGGCUCAUCACGAUGGCCGGGCGUACAUGGCGCUCCACGAGGCGGUUGCUUUUGACAACGCCAUCGCCAAGGGCCUUGAACUGACCAGUGAGCAUGAAACUCUCACUGUAGUGAUGGCAGACCACUCCCACCCUCUUAGCUUCAAUGGGUUCCCAUUCCGAGGGCAGAGCAUUCUGGGUAAAUCUCCCCUGUGGGCUACAGACAUGCUGCCUUACACCACACUGAUGUAUGGCAAUGGACCGGGACGCAAAGGAAUCGACGGCACGCGCCCAGACAUCCGUAAAGUCGACACUAAAACUAAAGACUACGUCCAGCUGUCUGCCGUGCCCAUGCAGUCAACCACUCACAGUGGAGAGGAUGUGGCAGUUCUCGCCCGUGGACCCAUGGCCCACAUCUUCCAGGGCGUCCAGGAGCAGAACUACAUCGCCCACGCCAUGGCCUAUGCCUCCUGCGUGGGUGCCAACCUGAGGCACUGCCAGGGGCUAACUGGACCACCUGUGGUUAAAACCACCUUCACCGACCAAGAGAACGGAGUCGAGGCAGCUCGUAGCUCAGCAGCUUUGCUCUGUAGCCUCCUCAGUGUGCUGCUGAUACUCACAGUGCUGAUGUGAGAUCCCUUUACAUCACUGAGCCCCAUUAAUCUCACUCCACUUGCCACAUCUGGGAGGUCAAGGGUUAGGGUCAUAGAGGAGUGGGCAGGGAUUUAAUGCAUUGUUCAGGGAUACUUCAGCAUGGUGAAUGUGUAGCAUUUCCAGGGUUAUGUUGCCUCUUGUACAGCACCUUGUUAAGAGGGAAUUAAAUUACUAGUCAACUAAGAUAAGCAGUUUUAAAGAAGAGUAAUUGUUUAAACAUUGCUACAAAAUGUGCUGAUGGAAGAAAACAGAUUCUAACACUG